Molecule: messenger RNA, 864 nt
Organism: Lodderomyces theae
Lineage: Eukaryota; Fungi; Ascomycota; Pichiomycetes; Serinales; Debaryomycetaceae
Gene: FAD1
Product: FMN adenylyltransferase
Exons: 2
Coding region: 1-864 (287 amino acids)
Biological process (GO): FAD biosynthetic process
Molecular function (GO): FMN adenylyltransferase activity
Source: RefSeq, a predicted model, not a curated record
AUGACACAGGAGCUCACACAGCAACAGAUAGGGUUUUUUGAAAGAUGCAAGGAGUGUUACCACCUUGUUCAAAAUUUCUUAAAUGACACGUUGCCUAAUGGGUUAGUCUCGCCUAGACACAACGACUACGAAUAUGAUCCAGAUCUAAGACAGAAGGUUAAAGAGAAGAUUACUUCCAGCAUGGAAAAGUUGGAAAAAUCGAUAAAUCUUCACGGGUUGAAGGAGAUUGCAAUAUCGUAUAAUGGAGGAAAAGAUUGCUUGGUCAUGUUGAUCUUGCUUUUAGCAUCCAUCUAUAAAAAAUUCCUCGGCACCCACGAAGCAAAUCGUGGUGAGAGUUUCUACUCUAGCGGAAUCAUACCCCAUGACUACAAGCUAGACUCUAUCUAUGUUAACGCCGAGACUCCGUUUCCGCAAUUGACAAAGUUUAUCACACAAUCUACAGAAUACUACCACUUGAACCCAGUCUACAUCAAAGACUCUAUAAAAAACGGAUUUGAACAUUACCUAAAUGAAAUUAAUACAAAUAUCAAGUCAGUUGUUGUUGGAAUCAGGCAUACCGACCCUUACGGGGAGCAGCUUGAGGACGAGCAACGCACAGAUAGUGACUGGCCCAGCUUUUUAAGAAUUCAUCCCAUACUAGAUUGGAAAUACGUUGAAAUUUGGGACUUUUUAGUUGGCUCGGAUGUCGACUACUGCUCCUUAUAUGACGAAGGAUACACAAGUUUGGGCGGUGUUAAUACGACCAUUCCUAAUCCGAAAUUGUUGAUUCCCAGUGAGGAAAAAAAUAAGUACUUGCCCGCAUACAUGCUCAAAGAUAAUGCCGACGCCUUGGAGAGGCUAGGCAGAGUCAAAUCUCGGAAAUAA